CCAAGAGACCCCGGCUAAAAGACAAAUCGAGAGAAAUGGCGAUACCUAAUUAGCUGGGUGAAUGUGGCUGAGGAAUAUAAUCGUGUUCCAUUAGACUUUUGAGUAGAAAAUGGCUGCGUCUAAAGGCCCGAUGCUGAUUCAACGACUAUCGCGUGGCACGCUUUUCCCUUCUGCCUUUGCUGUUUCUUUCUCUCUUUCAUAUUACACACGUACAAUACGUUUUGUCUUGUCGUUUGUUGAUCUUGACUCUUCCUGUCCCAAGACGAGUGGACCUGGAUGGCGUAUACGCCUCCCGAAAGCAAACCGGCACCCGUUUUCCCUUUAUUUUUAGUCGCCGUUCUCAAAAGUGAGAAAUAAAAUUUUAGGCUAAACCAACGGUCGAUGAAAAGUUGAAGUUGAGUUGAGUUGCAACUCAAUUAAGCUUUUGUAUAACAGGCACAAACUCUGUUAGGUACGUUGCUCUUGUUACGUUACGUCAAAUCCAAUCUCAAGCCCGAUCAACAAGAGCCUUGGAAGAAGGCGAAAAAAGAACUGGAUCUUUUGCUCAGGCCCUCCUCCAAGUCCAUGGCAGCCCUGCCCUGGAAGUUUAGGUUCAUGGCCCCAGGUUCAGGUCCCGGUCAGUGGUCGACCCAGUAAAGGCCUCCACCCCGAACUGACCUCCAGCGGCCGCUAGUACCUUUCAGUUGGGCUCUUUGUUGCCCGUGUCGUCUGUGUUUUCUGUCUCAGUCUCACCCCCGACCUUCCAAAUCCAAUCACUCACCCAACCCAGCCCAGCUCAGCCCAGUUCUAGCCAACCUCAUUCUCGCUCUCAUUCUCGUCUUUCAUCUUAAUCUUCGCUUCUCCUCUACUUCACUUCUUCUCAUACAUCACCAGGUCAAUUUCGAAAUAUCGCUUAACCACUCUCGACGCGUCUUCCUUAGCGAAUAACCUCGUUACUCCUUAUUCUCAAACGGAUCGACGGUCGGUCAACAGUUCCAAAGACAACUCCCCGUCGUGAGCACGCUAGACUUAGCCAUGUCCACGCCGGGUCAGGGCACUCAGCCCACAGAGGCGUCGGCUCCUAACCCAUCCUCUGUCGACAAUAACAGCAACGCCAACCAACCUUCGUCUCCUGCUGAGAACUCAUCACCAGCACAGCCCGCAACUUCGAACUCAGCUUCAAAUAACAGUCCUUCGGCCACGCAGCCGAGCCCAUCCGCCGACGAAACACAACCAGCGACUAAUGAUGCGAGCCAAGCAUCCGAUAACGCCAGUGCCUCUGAAACAGCUGCACCUGCGCCAACAUCGGAUAAUGCAUCGCCUUCUUCCGGCGACCCCUCUCCCUCACCGACGAGCUCCAGCAGGUCUACUCAAGCAAAACCAACUACAGAGGCGGCAGACGCAUCCUCAACCGAUGACAGCAAUGAUCGACAGAGCACUACGGAAAAUAACGAGGCGUCUGCCACUGAAAUUACUACAUCUGAGGUUUUGUCGACUAUUGUCACCGUAACGGGUAGUCAGGGACCUGAAACGAGCAUUGUUUUGGUUACCGCGAUUCGUACACAGAGAGUUACCGCUACCGAGGCCUCCGCUUCCGCCACCAGUACUGACGAUGCUGAUGCCAUCGGUGGUAGUGGCAGCGGAAAUGGAGGUGGUGGUCUGAGCCAGAAGAGCAAAGUUGCUAUCGGCGUUGCUGUGCCAAUUGCUGCGAUUGCCAUCCUUGCGCUCCUCGGUUUAUUCUGGUGGAAGAAGCGCAAAACUCGACGACAAGCCGAAGAGGAGCGACGAAAGGAAGUUGAGGAUUAUGCCUACAACCCCAACGCCGACCCCACGAUCCCUGCAGUUGGAAUGGCAGAUGGUGGCUAUGAGAUGCGGGAAGAUGGCUCUUCCGGUUACCGUGGCUGGGGCAACACUACCCUUGGCUCUACUGGCCGCAAGGCUUCCACUACUCUGUCUGGUGGUGUCACUGGAGCCUACUCAGAUAUUACUUCGCCUACUCGAGGCAACAUGUCAGACGGUCGCUCUGGCGAGCCUCUUAUGGAUGGUUCACACUCGCCAGAGGGCGAAAUUCUCGGAGCAAUGGGCCCGUCUGCUGCCAACAACCGCGGCGCAGAUGUACAUCGUGGACCAUCCAACGCUUCCUCCUCUUACAGUGCUGCUGGCCGAUCCGAUGCUUCGGACCCCAUGGGAGUACCAUAUGGCGCUGGUAACGGGUACUACGACCAAUACUCACAGAACCCCUAUAGCGACAACGGGCCACAACAGGCAGUCAUUCGCGAUAACCCGGCACGACGAAACACACGCAUUGAGAACCCGUCUCACUACCCUCAGCAGAGCGCGGGUAUUUCACAAAACUUUUAAACUCUCACUUGAUCCUCCGUGCUACCGAAUUCGGUCACCACGACCUUUCCUAUGUCUCUAGAAAGAUACCCACGCCUUUCGAUAACUCUCGCUAGGAGGUGGAAUAUGCACUCGAAUGGCGUUUCACACUUCCGGCAUCUCCUUUAUUUCACCAAUUACCUACGUUGAAUAGGUUGCAACUUAAUCACUCACUUUUUCCGGAUCUCUGAGUCUCAUCCGGGGAUCCUUUUCCUUUUUGAUUACCACAUCUUCAAAACGGAGUAUUUCUGGUUCUUUUUCUUUCUUCCUAUCUCGCUUCAAAGGGCACCAACGACAGGGUGGCACCCCUUGGGAUAUGUUUACAUCAUGAGGUGGAAUCUGUACAUAUGAGGAACGAUGGAGUUAUCUUGCCCUCUGUCUGGUAUGAUUGAAAGGGCAAUUAUUAUUCGCCUGGUAAUAUUUGGGUUAAGAGGAGGUGUAAAAAAGUUAUGUCCAAGUUGAAUAGUGGUGGAUGGUGUGUCAGAUGAGUUGUGUAAGGGGAUUUGGUGUGGUCUUCUAGAAGUCGGCGGUUGAACAAUGUUGAAACGUGGAUUUAUAGAGGUAUAUAGCAAGCGAAUUGAUGAAAUGUUAAAUGCUAUGUAACAGUACUUGUACGACCAG
Fusarium odoratissimum NRRL 54006 is the source of this 2979-nucleotide messenger RNA. RefSeq lists its product as uncharacterized. NCBI's taxonomy places the organism in Eukaryota, Fungi, Ascomycota, Sordariomycetes, Hypocreales, Nectriaceae. The coding region runs from base 1015 to 2340 and encodes 441 amino acids. The record is from RefSeq and is a predicted model, not a curated record. The transcript has 2 exons.